GAAAGUCACAAAAACAAAAUGGCGGACGAGAUGGAAAGUUUGCUGCAAGAGUUUCGACUUCUAAAAUGCUCCUCUUUGCAGCCUUUAGCUGAUCGCAGUGAYCCUGUUUAUAUCACUCAUGCAACUGUAGGGCAAGAAACGAAAGCUCUGGCUACAGGAGAGACAAGUGGUGUUAUAAGGAUCUGUGAACUGGAGAAUAUGACCCAACAGCAAGUUAUAUUAGCUCACAAAGAAUGUGUCACUGGGCUAGAGUUUUCAAGAGCAAAUGAAAAACUGCUCUGGUCAACAUCAUCAUCUUGUCCUGUGAUAAGUUGCUGGGACCUGCGAGAAAGUUGCUCAAAACCUGUCCAGAAACUAACAAGUCCAAACKCAACUUGCUAUACAUGCUGUGGUGUUGGUUGUCAAGGUGAUAUUGUUGCUGGGGCAACAGAGCCUAGUGAAGAUGAUGUCUGUUUAUAUGUUUGGGAUGUACGGAGUCCUGAUCCAUUUUUUACAAGUAUUUUCACUGAUUCGCACAAAGAAGAUAUAACACAGAUUAAAUUUCAUCCAGGAAAAUCAAAACAGAUGGCUUCAUGCUCUACAGAUGGGUUAAUAUGCAUAUAUGACGUGUCUCACACCCAAGAAGAAGAUGCACUGGAAUUAGUGCUCAACUCUGGUUCUUCUGUGGGUCAAAUUGGUUUCUAUGGUGAAAACUAUAAUAAACUAUAUUGUAUAACCCAUAUUGAGACACUUCAAUUAUGGGAUAUCGAUAAGGCAUCUUUAGUUGUUCAUCAUUCUGACAUCCGCAAUUCUGACAGAGGUGCGCAGGCCGUACAAUAUCUCAUCAACUGUUUCUAUCAACAAAUUCUUGACAAGCUCUAUUUAGUGGCUGGUAGACACAGUGGUGACCUUCAAGUGUUUGACGUCACUGAAGAGAAUGUUACCAGAGUGUGUACAUUAUCAGGGGGUCACAAUGCCACUGUUAGGUGUCUGGAGUGGUACUUAAAGGAUGAACAAAUUGUGACAGGAGGAGAAGAUUCGACAGUUUGUUUCUGGAAAGCCUGUCAGGGCUUGUCAGCUCUAGACAACGCAACUUCCUCCGAAUCCAAACAGGAUAGUCAGCASUCUACCGGGAAAAUGGGAAAGACACCUAAAGUGACUGGAAAAAGGGGGAACAUAAAGCCAUACUCGAGACCAGCGGUUCAC
Messenger RNA from Exaiptasia diaphana, 1185 nucleotides. RefSeq names its product WD repeat-containing protein 89. The annotation marks the transcript as partial. Lineage: Eukaryota; Metazoa; Cnidaria; Anthozoa; Actiniaria; Aiptasiidae. The record is from RefSeq and is a predicted model, not a curated record. Gene Ontology annotation, molecular function: protein binding. The transcript is spliced from 15 exons.